AUGUGUAUAGAAUAUGUGGACAAGGGUCACGUGGGCAAGGAGUACGUGGGCAAGGAACAGGUAAGCAAGGAGCAGAAGUGCAAAGAACAGGUGGGCAAGACGCACGGUGUGCAAGGAGCAGAAGUGCAAAGAACAGGUGGGCAAGACGCACGGUGUGCAAGGAGCAAGAGUGCAAAGAACAAGUGGGCAAGAAGCACGGUGGGAAAGAAGCACGGUGUGCAAGGAGCAGAAGUGCAAAGAACAGGUGGGCAAGACGCACGGUGUGCAAGGAGCAGAAGUGCAAAGAACAGGUGGGCAAGAAGCACGGUGUGCAAGGAGCAGAAGUGCAAAGAACAGGUGGGCAAGACGCACGGUGUGCAAGGAGCAGAAGUGCAAAGAACAGGUGGGCAAGAAGCACGGUGUGCAAGGAGCAGAAGUGCAAAGAACAGGUGGGCAAGAAGCACGGUGUGCAAGGAGCAGAAGUGCAAAGAACAGUGGGCAAGACGCACGGUGUGCAAGGAGCAGAAGUGCAAAGCACAGGUGGGCAAGAAGCACGGUGUGCAAGGAGCAGAAGUGCAAAGAACAGGUGGGCAAGACGCACGGUGUGCAAGGAGCAGAAGUGCAAAGAACAGGUGGGCAAGAAGCACGGUGUGCAAGGAGCAGAAGUGCAAAGAACAGGUGGGCAAGACGCACGGUGUGCAAGGAGCAGAAGUGCAAAGAACAGGUGGGCAAGAAGCACGGUGUGCAAGGAGCAGAAGUGCAAAGAACAGGUGGGCAAGAAGCACGGUGUGCAAGGAGCAGAAGUGCAAAGAACAGGUGGGCAAGAAGCACGGUGUGCAAGGAGCAGAAGUGCAAAGAACAAGUGGGCAAGAAGCACAGUGUGCAAGGAGCAGAAGUGCAAAGAACAGGUGGGCAAGAAGCACGGCGUGCAAGGAGCAGAAGUGCAAAGAACAGGUGGGCAAGAAGCACGGCGUGCAAGGAGCAGAAGUGCAAAGAACAGGUGGGCAAGAAGCACCAGCGUGCAAGGAGCAGAAGUGCAAAGAACAGGUGGGCAAGAAGCACGGUGUGCAAGGAGCAGAAGUGCAAAGAACAGGUGGGCAAGAAGCACGGUGUGCAAGGAGCAGAAGUGCAAAGAACAGGUGGGCAAGACGCACGGUGUGCAAGGAGCAGAAGUGCAAAGAACAAGUGGGCAAGAAGCACCAGUGUGCAAGGAGCAGAAGUGCAAAGAACAGGUGGGCAAGAAGCACGGUGUGCAAGGAACAGAAGUGCAAAGAACAGGUGGGCAAGACGCACGGUGUGCAAGGAGCAGAAGUGCAAAGAACAGGUGGGCAAGAAGCGGUGUGCAAGGAGCAGAAGUGCAAAGAACAGGUGGGCAAGACGCACGGUGCAAGGAGCAGAAGUGCAAAGAACAGGUGGGCAAGAAGCACGGUGUGGGAGCAGAAGUGCAAAGAACAGGUGGGCAAGAAGCACGGUGCAAGGAGCAGAAGUGCAAAGAACAGGUGGGCAAGACGCAAAGGAGCGAAGUGCAAAGAACAAGUGGGCAAGGCACCAGUGUGCAAGGAGCAGAAGUGCAAAGAACAGGUGGGCAAGAAGCACGGUGUGCAAGGAACAGAAGUGCAAAGAACAGGUGGGCAAGACGCACGGUGUGCAAGGAGCAGAAGUGCAAAGAACAGGUGGGCAAGAAGCACGGUGUGCAAGGAGCAGAAGUGCAAAGAACAGGUGGGCAAGACGCACGGUGUGCAAGGAGCAGAAGUGCAAAGAACAGGUGGGCAAGAAGCACGGUGUGCAAGGAGCAGAAGUGCAAAGAACAGGUGGGCAAGAAGCACGGUGUGCAAGGAGCAGAAGUGCAAAGAACAGGUGGGCAAGAAGCACGGUGUGCAAGGAGCAGAAGUGCAAAGAACAAGUGGGCAAGAAGCACAGUGUGCAAGGAGCAGAAGUGCAAAGAACAGGUGGGCAAGAAGCACGGUGUGCAAGGAGCAGAAGUGCAAAGAACAGGUUUGCAAGGAGCAGAAGUGCAAAGAACAGGUGGGCAAGACGCAUGAGGUGUGCAAGGAGCAGAAGUGCAAAGAACAGGUGGGCAAGAAGCGUAGGGGGGAGGUGCAAGGAGCAGAAGUGCUAAGAACAGACCGAGUCAUCAGAAACGCAUUAAGAAAUUCAAUUUUGCGCAAGAAACACCUCACGGAAAUGUCAAAUUUUGGGUCGUCUCCCUUACUCUGUACAUCGUUUGGCUAUCCCGAGAUUGGAUUUCCGGGUCGGGGCCGGGCUGUGGACACUGACACUGGCCAGGCCGCAGCUAUUAACAUUACGAGAGGUCAGGAUGUAACGCGGUGA
Gigantopelta aegis is the source of this 2310-nucleotide messenger RNA. Its product is annotated as axoneme-associated protein mst101(2)-like. The transcript has 3 exons. The record is from RefSeq and is a predicted model, not a curated record. Lineage: Eukaryota; Metazoa; Mollusca; Gastropoda; Neomphalida; Peltospiridae. The coding region runs from base 1 to 2310 and encodes 769 amino acids.